AUGCGGUCAGACGAGAGGUGUACGUUUUACACAAAUACCAUGGCUAAACGUAUGGGUGAAAAAUGCGACUGGUUUACGACGAAAUGCAUGUCUCCAUUCUCUCUGUGUCGUGAUACAUGUGAGUGUUUCGAAGUAUUUCUGCGGACGGAUGACGGCAGGUGUAAACUGCCGGAUGUCGCAUACAUGGGAGAAUCAUGCGGAGUAAUGCGUGAUUGCUUAUAUCCGUCCGUGUGCAAAAACGGUCGAUGUGUUUGUGAGGCUCCUUACAGGGAAAUUUCCGAGGAAGAAUUCUGGUUGGAUCCUGUCAGUCCAUUGCAAUGUCACAAUAUCACGUAUUCCAUACAUACCUGCAACGGAACUGAAAUAGAAAUACCGCCUGGGUUAUUGCCUACAACUACCACCACGACAACUCCUACAACCACAACGACAACUCCCACAACUACCACGACAACUCCUACAACUACCACGACAACUCCUACAACUACCACGACAACGCCUACAACUACCACGACAACUCCCACAACUACCACGACAACUCCCACAACUACCACGACAACUCCCACAACUACCACGACAACUCCCACAACUACCACGACAACUCCUACAACUACCACGACAACUCCCACAACUACCACAACUCCCACAACUACCACGACAACGCCUACAACUACCACGACAACUCCUACAACUACCACGACAACUACCACUACAACACCUACAACUACCACUACACCUACAACUACCACUACACCUACAACUACCACUACAACACCUACAACUACCACUACAACACCUACAACUACCACUACACCUACAACUACCACUACAACACCUACAACUACCACUACAACACCUACAACUACCACUACAACACCUACAACUACCACUACAACUACCACGACAACGCCUACAACUACCACGACAACUCCUACAACUACCACGACAACGCCUACAACUACCACGACAACUCCUACAACUACCACGACAACGCCUACAACUACCACGACAACUCCUACAACUACCACGACAACUCCUACAACAACAACACUCAAAGGGAAUGCAAGCGAAUCUGCUUCAAAUAUAUCUCCCGUUCAGAAUGGAGGCCUCGAGAUAUUCAUCAUACCGUCUGUCGCAGGGGCAACGCCCACCAAAGAUGCUGAAAGUCAGGUCCAAAAGUCCCUUUCGACCCCCGUCAAACCCGAGACGGAAUCGAUGAAUAAUUUUAAAAUUCCCCGUCCAAGUCUCAACACACCUAUUUACACAAACGACUACAGUACUUGGGGGUCUUCGUUCUCAUCGUUCAGUCCCUAUUACGGCUCUGUCGUGUCCUUGAACCCUGAAGAGGUCAUGUACGAGGAGAUCGAUAAAGAGCCAGAAGAACAGGGAGUGGAGAAAUAG
Messenger RNA from Ylistrum balloti, 1398 nucleotides. RefSeq lists its product as uncharacterized. The record is from RefSeq and is a predicted model, not a curated record. NCBI's taxonomy places the organism in Eukaryota, Metazoa, Mollusca, Bivalvia, Pectinida, Pectinidae. Bases 1 to 1398 code for a protein of 465 amino acids. The transcript has 6 exons.